CUGUCGCAAGUUCCGCCCCGCUCAGCGCCCAGACUGCUGCAUUGACCGCACAGAGCAUCAGGGACGGACUUUCACUCUCCUAUCCAUCAUCACAAUGGGAAUUAUUCCGUUCUUUCAGAACCGAGCUCUGAUCCCGUACUAUCUAAAGCCAGUCCACUUCGAGACACAGACUAUAAGAAGCUGCCGGCGGAGGGAGAGACAGCUGUAAAGAUAUAUAUUAUUUGCCUUAGCCUGUGUUUAGUGUUUCUACCAGGGGAGCCCGGUACUAACCCCGGGCUGACGUACCACCGUUUGAAAUGAGAACACGUAUUUCCAUACAAUUUGGAGAUGGGCAUUUGCGGUAUUGAGCUGAGUCUUUUGGGGAAAUACAUCAGGAAAAUGUUGGUGGUCUACAUUUCGGUGGCGCUGCUGUGUAUGCUGGUGGUUGCCCCUGCCCCCCCGCCCCCCAGCCCUGGCCCCUCGGGGCCCCUGUCCACCCGCCACUACUACCACCCCCACCCCCCCACGAGUGCUCGGCUGCUCUGUGACAAGUGUCCUGCUGGCACCUACGUGUCCCGCCACUGCACCCCCGCCAGCGUGAGGGAGUGCAGCCGUUGCCCCAGCGACACCUUCACCCCCGGGGAGACGGGGGCCCAGCAGUGCCACCCCUGCCGGCCGGCCUGCCCCCCUCACCUGCUCCAGAAGCAGCCCUGCUCGCCUGUCCAGGACCGCCUGUGCGUGUGCCCGCCAGAGAGCUUCUCCCUGGGGGGCGUGUGCCAGCCCCUGAGCAGGUGCCCCCCCGGGGAGGGGGUGAGGAGGCGGGGGGGCGAGAGGGAGGACGUGCGCUGCAGGCCCUGUGCCAGGGGGAGCUUCUCCGACAAGGCCUCUAGCGUGCUCAGGUGCCGACCACACACAGACUGCCUGGAGCAUGGCCUGGUGCUGCUGCAGCAGGGAACCAAGGACUCUGAUAACAUCUGUGGGCCUGCCCCCUCCCUCUCGCCUCUGGGAUCUGCACUCGCUGGCUUUGAACAGGAUGGCUCCACCUCCUCCAGCCUGCCAGCUGACAGGGGUCUGAGAGCAGGUGUGCAGGACCUGGAUCUCUCCUCAGGGCUGCUGGUCUUCGCUCCCUCAGGAACCCUGGAGACCCUGACCCUGGCCUUCACCCCCACCCCUCCUCCAGCCUCCAGUCCCAGCCCCAGCCUCAGCCCCACACACACCCCCAGCCCCACAAACACACCCCCUCCAGCCUCCACCCCUGGCCCCACACACACCACUCCUCUACCUCCCACCCACCGCAAGCACAGCGCCACCCGCGGGCACCCCCCCCCCUUCCGGGGGGUUGGAAGAUGGAGAAGACUCAGGGGGCAGGGUGGGGCGUGGCGGAGGGGGGUACAAGCCCCCUAGGAGGGGCUCCCCUCGCCCCAGCGCCCACAGCCACUUCGACAUUAAUGAGCACCUGCCCUGGAUGACGGUGCUGCUGCUGCUGGUGGGGUUGCUGC
Hypomesus transpacificus is the source of this 1478-nucleotide messenger RNA. RefSeq names its product tumor necrosis factor receptor superfamily member 21-like. Gene Ontology annotation, biological process: negative regulation of T cell proliferation; humoral immune response; adaptive immune response. Lineage: Eukaryota; Metazoa; Chordata; Actinopteri; Osmeriformes; Osmeridae. Gene Ontology annotation, molecular function: protein binding. The record is from RefSeq and is a predicted model, not a curated record.